CAGCCAAUGGGAGAAGACUGAUCCCAUAGCAACUGUCAUCCUGUCCAAUCAGAGAGAGGAGGAGGCGGGGCGGGAGCUGUCAGGCUGUGAAGUCUUCUCCACGUCUGGCAGAACGUCUUGUGCUGGAGACGGGAGAGGUUUUCCUCUGGAUCCCAGGGAUGUGUCUCCCGAUCCGGUCUUCUGUGUGACCCCCAGAUCUGCCCGACCUCAUGAUGGGCUGAGGGGCCCCGCAACCUGUAGAGCCCCUGAGGAAGGAGAAUGACCCACAGAGCAAGCCCGGCCAAAGCCUAUGACUUCCUGCUGAAGUUUCUGCUUGUGGGGGACAGUGAUGUGGGGAAAGGGGAGAUACUGGCCAGUCUACAGGAUGGCGCCACUGAGUCACCAUAUGGCUACAAUAUGGGCAUUGACUACAAGACCACCACCAUAUUACUGGACGGACGCCGCAUAAAACUACAGCUCUGGGACACUUCAGGACAAGGAAGAUUUUGCACUAUAUUUCGUUCAUAUUCCAGAGGAGCUCAGGGCGUUAUCCUGGUCUAUGACAUCACAAACCGCUGGUCAUUUGACGGCAUCGACCGCUGGAUAAAGGAGAUCGAUGAGCAUGCCCCGGGGGUGCCCAAGAUCCUGGUGGGUAACCGGCUGCACUUGGCCUUCAAGCGUCAGGUGUCCACGGAGCAGGCGCAGAGCUACGCGGAGCGGCUGGGGAUGACGUUCUUCGAGGUCAGUCCGCUCUGCAACUUCAACAUCACCGAGUCCUUCACCGAGCUCGCCAGGAUCGUGCUGAUGCGGCACGGCAUGGACCGUCUCUGGAGGCCCAACAAGGUACUGAGUCUACAGGACCUCUGCUGCCGCGCCAUCGUGUCCUGCACCCCCGUUCACCUGGUGGACAAGCUCCCCCUCCCGGUUGCCUUACGAAGCCAUCUGAAGUCCUUCUCCAUGGCCAACGGACUGAACGCCAGGAUGAUGCACGGCCGCUCGUACUCGCUCACCGCCAACAACCUGAACAAGAGGCACAGCCUGAAGAAAGCCAAAAUCAUCCGGCCGCCCCAGAGCCCCCCCAAAAACUGCACCAGGAACAGCUGCAAGAUAUCCUAGAGCCAUGGAGAGAUCCGCGGGGGCGGGACAUCUCUACUACUCCUCCCCUGAGGAAGCUGAGAAGGAAAAGGCUGUUGGUUACGCCCCCUUCUCGUGUCGGGAAGUUUUCGGUCUCCCCCCAGAUGAUGCUGCUUUUUUUUAUUUUACUUUUGGGACUUGUUCCUCCAGACAUCACAUGACGUCCUGUGUCCUAUCCGCAUGGCCCCUUUUGUUUGUGCGCUGCCCCCUUGACUCCGCCCACUGAGCUUAUGCCGUUCCUGUGAAUUUGUGCUCCCUUAAUGGAAAGUAUUAGACCUGGUAGAGCGCCCCCAUAUUUUUUGAAACCCACUGUACCCUAAGGCAGUGGUCUCCAACCUGUGGACCUCCAGAUGUUGCAAAACUACAAAUCCCAGCAUGCCCGGACAGCCGAAGGCUGUCCGGGCAUGCUGGGAUUUGUAGUUUUGCAACAGCUGGAGGCGCCCUGGUUGGACAGCCAAGCAGCUCUAACUCAAACUGUAGACAUUAGUGUAUUGCAGAGAGGUCCUUGUCCAGUUCUCUCCUCUCUGCCAUUGGCUGUCCAGACAUGCUGGUAGUUGUAGUUAUGCAACAGCUGGAGGCACCCUGGUUGGGAAACAAAGCAGCACUAACUCAGACUGUAGUGAUUAUAGUGUAUUGCAGAGAGGUCCUUGUCCAGCUCUCUCCUUUCUGCCACUGGCUGUCUGGACAUGCUGGGUGUUGUAGUUUUGCAACAGCUGUAGGAGCCCUGGUUGAGAAACACUUGUUGGGCAGUCAAGCAGCACUAACUCAGACUGUAGAGAUUAGUGUAUUGCAGAGAGGUCCUUGUCCAGCCUUCUCCUCUCUGCCAUUGGCUGUCCGGCCACGCUGGGAAUUGUAGUUUUGCAACAUCUGGAGGUCCGCAGGUUGAAGACCACUGCUCUAAGGUAUUCAUUAGACCCCGCCCACCAUGCCUUCUGUCCCCUCCCCCCACCGUUACAUCACAGCUGGACCCAGGAUGCACUCGCAACGCGUUAGGUUUGUUGGAGGAGAAGGAACUUUUUUUUAUGUUAUUUAAUACUUUUUUGGGAUUUCUCUGUGAUGAUGAAGAUAAAUAUAUAUAAAUUUGCUUCUAUUUCUGUAAAUCUGAAUAUUUUGUACCAGAUGUGAGGGGCGUCGCCCGCUUUAAAAAGAAAUCAAAAAAACUAAAAAAAUCUCCCAAAUGCCAAAGAAGUGUUUGGAUUGUGAAGACGUUUAUCUGUGACUUAAUGUGAAAUGUUUUAUAAAGAAGAAAGACGAUAUUUAAGAAUAAAUGUCUGCAAAGGUG
Molecule: messenger RNA, 2395 nt
Organism: Hyla sarda
Lineage: Eukaryota; Metazoa; Chordata; Amphibia; Anura; Hylidae
Gene: RAB40B
Product: RAB40B, member RAS oncogene family
Exons: 7
Coding region: 259-1095 (278 amino acids)
Biological process (GO): protein localization to plasma membrane; intracellular signal transduction
Cellular component (GO): synaptic vesicle; plasma membrane; endosome
Molecular function (GO): GTP binding; GTPase activity
Source: RefSeq, a predicted model, not a curated record